CAGCCUCCAAGCCUCCAAAUUUGUAUGGAACCGAACAAAAAGCCGGUGGUUUGCCCCCUUUAAAACAAACGUCAAUGACGGACCGCUAGUCAAUUAGUCAUUUGCAAAGGGAAGAAGCAAGAUACCAGCAGCAAUUAAAACCCUAGCAUUAUAGUUACCAUACAGGAGAAUGGAAGAUAGCUUCAGAGUUCGGGUGGAUAAAGCAUUCGGGUCUCUACUGGCGUCGCCGCCGUCGUCUUCCGAUAGUAGAGGGAAGGAGACUUCCUCGCUGCCGCUAAGCUCCCUAUGGUGUCUGACGGACGACGAGAUCCAGAGAAAGGAAUGGAACAGGGACCCUGGCGACCACGACUUCUAUGAUUCCAUGCCCUACCCGCCCAAUCUCGACGGCUUCGUCUUCGCUAAUAAUAAUCAUACCGAUAAUGUUGCGAAUACGCCACAAACAGUUGUUCCGUCGUCUUCUCAGCCAGGGCCCUCAUCCUCGGAUCUCAAUCAGCAGCUUGAAACUGACCUCGUAGACAUCGACGACCUUUCUGAAGAUUAUGGUGACGACGAUGAAGAUGAAGAACCAAAUAGUAAAAGCAAGAGGCAGCGUGGAAGCCCCAAUGACGAUGAUGAAUCGAAUAUUCGAUCUUCUAUUGGCCAGGAUUGUACCCUUGACUACGAGGAAGAGGAAGAUGAAUAUGAUAAGGUAGCUGUGGGCAGUGAAAAGGUGAGUGAUCAUUGUUUAUACAUGAGGGAUGCUACUGAAUAUGGAAUUGGUGUCAAUACCUACAAUGAACUUCCUGAUACCCUUCAAGAUUUUGUAAGGGAUCCUCGUGCUGAUCAUGCCGCGGCCAAACUUAGGCUCAAAGAAGAUGCAGAGGCUGCUGGGAAUUUUGAUUUGCUUAGGCUUUCUGAUGCUCCUGAGAUUUCGAGUUUCGUAGUUUUGGAAGAUGGAAGCAGCAGAAAGUCUAUAAUCAAGAAGAGAGAAGGUCUGAAAGAUGUAAAAUCACAAAAACGGGUGCGAUUCAACAAUAACCGUACAGAAGGCAACUUAAUAGCCACUAAGGACUAUUGUCCUAUCAAAGAGGAAAAGGCUUCUGGUUCUGGAGAGGGUUUAAACAUGAUCCAGGACACAUCUGUUCCAGAUUAUAUAAGGAACCCUUCAAAUUAUACUCAUUACACUUUUGACACAGCCACUGAUAUGGAUGAUGAUUCAAAUCGAAAGGCUUAUUUGGACUUCCUUAGUCUUGUAAGAAAGCCAGGCAUCACCACCACAACAGUGCAGCAUCAAGGCGAUUUGGUGAAUAAUCCUCCAAAACCGGUUAUCUUCAAUCUAAAGAAGGCGAGUCUUGAUGUCCAUACAGACAAAGUAGGAAACAAAUACCCUAAUGUGCAUGUGGAGAAAUAUUCACGAGUUGGAAUAGCCCUCAGUGAUGAUGCCCCAGAAGACGAAGUUGUCUCUGCCAUGGAAGAAGAUGACCACGGAACAGCAGUUGAUACAAUGAACACAACAUUGAAAUCCAGCCGACAGUAUCGGGUACGGACAAAAAGGGAUUUUGACGAUCAAGAGUAAAGACGCCUGUAUGAAAUUCAACAAAAGAAUUGGAAAUAAAUGCUGUUCAAGAUGCGAAAAUAGAAAGGGUGGCUUCAGGAAUGUUGGUGCUUUGAACUGAAAUUGUCAGAAUUGAUUCUUAAUAGUGAAUGACAUGUGUGAAUUAAAUCAAUGAAUAACAUUACAUGUGCAUAUGGAAAUUGAGGGAUGGAUUAGUGGCUGUGUUGGGGUUGCUGACAAUUUCGGUGCAUUAUGAUUCUAUUAAUUUGUGCAUUUUUUCCAACAGUAUUGUGCAAACUCUGGCUCAUUGGGAAGACGAAAAUGGUGGGGAAGAAAACACUACAGUCUUUGAUUCAAACUAAAGUGCAUUAGUGUGGUGUUUUAUGCGCAAGGAAUGAGUAAUGGUGUAUUUGGUUGAAAUAUACAUGCAGGUACCUUUGGAGGGUCCAAUUACUAUACUAACUAUAUUGUGUAACAUGAUCAUUGGAUAGUGUUUUUGCAUUUGGAAUUAUUGGGCGUCAACAAAUGGUGCAACUAUGUACAAGGUGACCUAAUCUGAUGUAGUACAAUUACACCAAAAAGCUAUAUGAAUAUGCAUUUAGAAUGUGUUACCUGAGCA
Molecule: messenger RNA, 2153 nt
Organism: Ipomoea triloba (trilobed morning glory)
Lineage: Eukaryota; Viridiplantae; Streptophyta; Magnoliopsida; Solanales; Convolvulaceae
Exons: 2
Coding region: 170-1555 (461 amino acids)
Source: RefSeq, a predicted model, not a curated record